AUGGAAGAGGAGGUUGCUGCCCUCGUUAUCGACAAUGGUUCGGGUAUGUGCAAGGCCGGUUUCGCCGGUGAUGAUGCUCCCCGAGCUGUUUUCCCCUCCAUUGUCGGUCGUCCCCGUCACCAUGGUAUCAUGAUUGGUAUGGGUCAGAAGGACUCGUACGUCGGUGAUGAGGCACAGUCCAAGCGUGGUAUCCUGACGCUGCGCUACCCCAUCGAGCACGGUGUCGUCACCAACUGGGAUGACAUGGAGAAGAUCUGGCACCACACCUUCUACAACGAGUUGCGUGUGGCCCCCGAGGAGCACCCCGUCCUGCUCACCGAGGCCCCCAUCAACCCCAAGUCCAACCGAGAGAAGAUGACCCAGAUCGUCUUCGAGACCUUCAACGCCCCCGCCUUCUACGUCUCCAUCCAGGCCGUCCUGUCCCUGUACGCCUCUGGUCGUACCACCGGUAUCGUCCUCGACUCCGGUGAUGGUGUCACCCACGUUGUCCCCAUCUACGAGGGUUUCGCCCUGCCCCACGCCAUUGCCCGUGUCGACAUGGCUGGCCGUGACCUGACUGACUACCUCAUGAAGAUCCUGGCCGAGCGUGGUUACUCCUUCUCCACCACUGCCGAGCGUGAAAUCGUUCGUGACAUCAAGGAGAAGCUCUGCUACGUCGCCCUCGACUUCGAGCAGGAGAUCCAGACUGCCGCCCAGAGCUCCAGCUUGGAGAAGUCGUACGAGCUUCCCGACGGUCAGGUCAUCACCAUCGGCAACGAGCGUUUCCGUGCUCCCGAGGCUCUGUUCCAGCCCUCCGUCCUGGGUCUGGAGAGCGGUGGUAUCCACAUCACCACCUACAACUCGGUCAUGAAGUGCGAUGUCGAUGUCCGAAAGGAUCUGUACGGCAACAUUGUCAUGUCUGGUGGUACCACCAUGUACCCCGGUCUCUCGGACCGUAUGCAGAAGGAGAUCACUGCCUUGGCCCCGUCCUCCAUGAAGGUCAAGAUCAUCGCUCCCCCCGAGCGAAAGUACUCCGUCUGGAUCGGUGGUUCCAUUCUCGCCUCCCUGUCGACCUUCCAGCAGAUGUGGAUCUCGAAGCAGGAGUACGACGAGAGCGGCCCCUCCAUUGUCCACCGCAAGUGCUUCUAA
Molecule: messenger RNA, 1128 nt
Organism: Neoarthrinium moseri
Lineage: Eukaryota; Fungi; Ascomycota; Sordariomycetes; Amphisphaeriales; Apiosporaceae
Product: actin
Exons: 6
Coding region: 1-1128 (375 amino acids)
Source: RefSeq, a predicted model, not a curated record